GUGUGGUUAGGACCAAAAAAAAAGUGCGGACAUGUUACAAGACAAGACGAGCUAGCUUUUAGCCGGAGCGGGCACGACCGGAGAGGAUUUGUGGGCUGCACGUGGAACGAAGCAAGCGUCGUUUUAAAAAAACCACAAAGCGGUUGAGCGCACUCUUGGAACCAGCUGGUCCCGCCCGUUGUCCGGGAUGAGUGCCAAAGCAGCCAUCCACAAGGAGGUCUUCGUACCCCACGGUGAGAAGAUGCUGGCGGCCGUGCAGGUAAAGCGCAAGACCAAGAAGAAGAUCCCAUUUCUGGCGACUGGCGGCCAGGGGGACUACUUGACCUUCAUCUGCCUCUCAGUCACAAAUAAGAAACCAGCGCUCCUCACCAUCACUAAGGUGAAGAAGUUCCAGGGAUCGCCUGCGUUUGUAAAACGGUCACAGUGGGCAAUCGACCAGCUACGGCAGGUCAACGGCAUCGACUCCAACAAAGACUCUCCAGAGUUCGACCUGACGUUCGACACCGCCUAUGACCAGUGGGUCGCUGGUUCUGCGGGAGAAAAGUGCACCUUUGUCCAGAUUCUUCACCACACCUGCCAGCGUUACAUCCCCUCUCGGAAACCAGAGUUUGUCAACUGUCAGUCCAAACUGCUAGGAGGUAACAGUAUACUGCACUCAGCCGCCGACAGCGUGACGAGCGCCGUACAGAAGGCGAGUCAGGCUCUGAACGAGCGAGGUGAGCGAUUGGGCCGGGCCGAGGAGAGGACUGCCGACAUGAUGAACAGCGCCGAACAGUUUGCUGUCACAGCACACAAGCUUGCCAUGAAGCACAAGUGUUAAAACAACCACUGCCAAAACCAACAGUGGGCUCGGAAUGGGUGGGAUGAGUGUCCGCCAGUUGCUCAUCGCUGUGCCGAAAAUGCGGACUCCGAUUUUUUUUUUUUUUUUGGUGUUUUUUUUUUUUUUUAAAAAGACAUUGUAACAUUUGUGUAAUUGCUUUGUGUGACGGGAGGAGGAAACUGUCGACUUGGGACCACUUGAUGAAAGUCUGUCAAUAACGUUCUUGUCACGCUGACAAGCUGGACCGUUUUUUUUAUCGCCGUUUGUUUGUCGCUUUAUGCACAUGGCAGCGAUCACGCGCUUUUAAUCCGGGAAACAUUUCCUGCACAGCUAUCACAAUGUCCAUAGUGUACUAUGAAUUGUUGGGGACGUCUCACUUUGUCAGGGUUUCUCAAACAUCCCUGAGAACCACACUAAAAAUACACAGCGUUCGAUGCCCACGUUGCGUUUUUACCCACAAAAACUGUGCUUUAAGUUAUGCUUUCGUCCAUGAUUUCCUAAUAUAUACAAGAUAAGUACUGUAUUAACCUAAAUAUAUGAAAAUAUAUCGCUCGUCGUGUAUUCAGUGUGUUCAGGUUCCUACAUGCGCCAAACGACUUCCCGAGCGAGUGAGAGCCUUUCUUCCUGUCACUCACACACGCCAGUGGCAUGGAGAGCCACACUCAAAAAGAGGGGGAAAAAAAAAAAAGUUCCUGAAAACACGAUUUUUAUCUUUCAUUUGUAUUUCUUUCUUUUUUUUUUUUUUACCAUAAAAUCUAUCGUUUUCGUUUUUUCAGUGUAUUAUGGUAAACAGAAAAACUUAUUUUUUACAGGAAAAUUCUUGCAGCUGUUAACUGUAAAAUCUAUAAUGUUUUUUUUCCAGUGCAUUACUGUAAAGGGAAAACCAUACCACUGUUUGUUUGUUUUUUUUACAGUAAAAUCCCCCCCUUAAAUUUAAGGCACGGUAGUAACAAUACUUUUACGGUAUUUUUAGGGUAAAGUUCUGGCGACUGAGCUGCCGUUUAUUAAAAAUCUACAAAUAUUUAUUUUUACAGUGCAUUACAGUAAUUCCAACAUUUUUCUUCCCCCCAAAACAUGGCGUUGUCUUAUAUUCAGGGUCGCCUUUAUAUUUGGUUUAAUAAUAUAUAGUUCAAUAACCACAAAUGAGAGUGAAAACAUUUAUAUACAGGUAAA
This is a messenger RNA of Nerophis lumbriciformis (worm pipefish), 1993 nucleotides long. RefSeq names its product syntaxin binding protein 6 (amisyn) (gene stxbp6). Gene Ontology annotation, biological process: Golgi to plasma membrane transport; exocytosis; regulation of SNARE complex assembly. Gene Ontology annotation, molecular function: phosphatidylinositol-4,5-bisphosphate binding. Gene Ontology annotation, cellular component: plasma membrane; exocyst. The record is from RefSeq and is a predicted model, not a curated record. NCBI's taxonomy places the organism in Eukaryota, Metazoa, Chordata, Actinopteri, Syngnathiformes, Syngnathidae.